AUGGCAACGAUUGCGGCCGGCUCUCCAGCUGCAGGACUUCCGAAUCCAGCCCUAAUACCUGCCACGAUUUCACAGGAUGCAGUAGAUACAGCGCGGAAGUUCGUAGCGGUUACUAUCGCCCUUAAUAUUAUAGCAGCUCUGUUAUUUGGAGGUCGGAUAUGGACUAGGACGUUCCCAGUGUUCCGGAUGGGUCCGGACGAUUAUCUGAUCCUACUUGCAUAUCCCCUCGUCCUCGUCGAUUCAAUCUUGCUGCUCGUUUCAGUCCCAUAUGGGUUCGGCGCCGACCUAGCGAACAUGACAAUGGUGGAUAUCGAGGAACAGCUCAAAUAUGUCACUGUGUCUCAGCCAAUAUGGGCGUGGUCCAUGUGUGUGAUCAAAUGCUCCGUGACCGCCAUGCUCCUGAGGCUCGAGAACGACAAAUUCUGGCGCCGGUUUCUGUGGGGCAUGAUAGGGGUUCAUAUCCUCUUGGCUGUCUACUGUACCAUUGCCUUGACGACGCAAUGCAUUCCCUUGAGCGGAUCCUGGGAUCUCCUCAAGCUCAAACCAGCAAAGUGUUGGAGCGCCGAGGCCGUCCGCGCCAGCAGUAUUGCCUCAUCGGCAGUCAACAUCGCAUCGGACAUCAUACUGGCUCUCAUGCCCAUCAACUUCCUCCGAAAGGUGCAACGGCCGAUGCGCGAGCGCGUCAUUAUUGGAAUGCUAAUGGGACUGGGCGUUUUCGCGGCAACCGCCUCUAUCGUGAAGGUCAGGGUAGCGGCAAACUGGGGGAUCGCAAAAGACAUGACCAACGAGGGGAUAAAGUUGUCCAUGUGGACCAUUCUCGAAGAGGUGGUCGGCUUGAUUGCAGCCUGCAUCCCGUGUCUCCGCUCGCUGUUCCAAAAGGUCCUCGUCAAUUUCGGCCUUGUUACCGAUUCGAAUAAGCCUUCCGGUCGCGGAUACGGACAGAUGUAUGGCGACAUGGGAACGUCGAGGACAAAGGGUACGAGGAGUGAUGUGAUGCAGGGGACCAAGUUGAAGACCCUGAGGAGUGAGGACGCGCACAGUGAGGAGAAUAUCCUUCAGCCAGGUACUGAUGCCGGCAAGAGUGGGGAGAUUUGGUGCACAACGGAGGUGAGGAUGCAGGAAGAGGUGGCGAGCUCGAGAUUGGACUUGCAGGCGGUGAAGGAUCAGGGGAACGCUCGCAGUUGGAGCGCUGCGAGUGAACAUUCGCACGAGGAUGGCGGAUGGCCCAGCAGUAAGCCGAGCAGGAAUGAUAUCGUGUAG
This is a messenger RNA of Westerdykella ornata, 1260 nucleotides long. RefSeq lists its product as uncharacterized. NCBI's taxonomy places the organism in Eukaryota, Fungi, Ascomycota, Dothideomycetes, Pleosporales, Sporormiaceae. The record is from RefSeq and is a predicted model, not a curated record. The coding region runs from base 1 to 1260 and encodes 419 amino acids. The transcript has 3 exons.